Emiliania huxleyi CCMP1516 is the source of this 815-nucleotide messenger RNA. RefSeq lists its product as hypothetical. The record is from RefSeq and is a predicted model, not a curated record. Gene Ontology annotation, cellular component: cytosol. Gene Ontology annotation, biological process: triglyceride catabolic process. The transcript is spliced from 3 exons. The annotation marks the transcript as partial. NCBI's taxonomy places the organism in Eukaryota, Haptophyta, Isochrysidales, Noelaerhabdaceae. Gene Ontology annotation, molecular function: triacylglycerol lipase activity; sterol ester esterase activity.
CAGGUCCCGUACCCAGGGCCGAUGCUCAACGUCGCGCUCGCGUACCGCGCGCUGCGCGAGCACAAGCACGACCUCGGCUUUCGCGCCUCGCCGCUCGCCGUGGUGGGCUCUCUGCGGGCGGGAACUUGGCGAUGGCCGCGCUGCUCGCGCCGCUGCUGCUGCACCACGCGCCGCCGCCCGUGGUCGAGGCGCUGGGCGGGUGCGACCCGGUGAUGCCCGACGCCAUCUUACUCCUCUGCCCGGUGCUGAACAUUUGCCGCUCGCCUUCGCCCUCGCGCGUCGUGUUCGCGUCGGACGUGCUGCUGCCGCAGCCGCUGCUCAAGGCGUUCGCCACCGCCUACGACAACGACUCGGACCACUGGAUGGUGCGCGACCCAAUCUUCUCGCCCGUCUUUGCGCCCGACGAGGCGCUGCGCCAGCUGCCGCCAACGACUAUCCUCUGCGGCGGGCUCGACCCGCUGCUGGACGACUCGGUCGACUUCAACACGCGCAUUCGCCGGAUGGGCGUGCCGGGCGAGCUGCACAUCUACCGCUCUCUGCCGCACACGUUCGUCUCCUUCCCGCACUGGCACAUCCUGCCCGAGGUCGAGUCGGCACUCGCCAAGAGCGUGCAGUUCCUGCGCGCGGUCUGCUCGGCCGCGCCCGCCGCCGGCGUCGGCGGCAGCGCCACGCCGCCCGGCGGAUCGGACGACCCGUGGAAGGAGCCGCGCUCGGUGGGCUCGCAGUCCUUUGACUCGGACGACGGGUUUGGGUUCUAGCGUCACUCUCUCGCUUAGGCCUUAGCACCGGGUGUGUAAGCUGUAACGCUAACGGGG